AAAAAGCCAACUAAAGUAGCCCAUCGGUCCCCUUCCAUGGGCUGUGCCUCCUCUCACGACCUCUGCAUCGUCCUCUCUCCAACUCCGCCGCCUCCCCUCUCUCUUCCGCCACCUCUUCCGCCGCCGCUCCUGUUGGGGAGAGCCCCCACUCUCUCCUCCCCUAUCGUUGUCCACCAUCCAUCCCUCCAUAAAGGCGAUUCCACGCACCUCGUCUCCCUCACCUCCACCACCUACGGCUCCCUCAGAACCCUAGACGACCCCGAUCCCUCUCUCUCCGCCUCCUCCGCCUCCGCCGCCGCCGUCAUCAGCGCCUGGGGCAUCAUGGAUGGUCUCGACGACCUCCCCUUACCGUCCACCUCCUCCUCCUCCGCCGUCGCCAAGAAGCCCUACUUUCUUCCCCGAUCCCUCACGUACCAUCACCACCGCCGCGCGAUGAAGGCCAAGGACGAGCACCCUGCCGUCAAGCCUCUCUGGAAGCACCUGGCGGACGAGCCCAAGCGCCCCAAGGUCGUCCUCUACUCCACCUCCCUCCGCGGCAUCCGCCGGACCCACGAUGACUGCUGCGCCGUCCGCUCCAUCCUCCGCGGCUUCCGUGUCGCUGUUGACGAGCGGGACGUGUCCAUGGACGCCGCCUACCGGCGGGAGCUGCAGGCGCUGCUCGGAAAGGGGCGGUCUUUCUCGCUCCCCCAGGUGUUCGUCGGCGGGCGGUGCCUCGGCGGGGCGGAGGAAGUCCGGCAGCUCCACGAGGCCGGGGAGUUGGGGCGGCUGCUUGAGGGGGUCGCCGGCCAGGAUCCUGCAUUCGUGUGCGGCGGUUGUGGCGGGGUUCGCUUCGUGCCUUGCCCCAAUUGCAGCGGAAGCCGCAAGGUGUUCCUCAAGGAGGAGGAGAGGAUGCGGCGCUGCGAGGAGUGCAACGAGAAUGGAUUGGUACGCUGCCCUAAAUGCUGCUCUUAAUGAUGCUCCCCACGCGUUAAAAAAAAAAAAAGCUACUAAAAUUAGAUAUCAAGAAAUGGGAAGAAACAAGAUAUGAUUUUUCUGGAAUUUUCUUUCUUCUUCUUGGGCCAAUUUGGAUGUAAUUCAAUUGCACUCGAUCGAUUCUUGAUGGGUUCCCUGGUAUGUAAGACAUGGGGGCUAUAAAUGAAGGUUGUUGGUAAUGGUGAUUGUUGGAUAGUUAGUACCUAUGAAGGGAAAGAUCAUCUGGGUUCUUGUCCUUUUGAAAAUGUGUGCCUGUAAUGAUGGGAUUAAAAUUGUUUGUAUAAAACUGUAAUAAUCAAUUCAUCUAUGCAAAUAUGGAGUUUGGUUUCCUUA
Molecule: messenger RNA, 1305 nt
Organism: Elaeis guineensis (African oil palm)
Lineage: Eukaryota; Viridiplantae; Streptophyta; Magnoliopsida; Arecales; Arecaceae
Source: RefSeq, a predicted model, not a curated record